AACGAGAAAAAAAAACUAGAAAUAAAAUUCUUCUUCUUCUCUCUCUCUCUCUCUCUCUCGAAAAACUCUCUAAAACCUGAUCUUGUCGACUCGCUCUCUCACGUCCGAUCAAAAUCUUACAAAAUUGUUACUUGUCUCUCUUCUAUCUAGAGACAUGGCUAAUGGCGGAGCUGCUGCGUGUGCAGAGAGGGCGACGAGUGAUGCGUUGAUGGGCCCCGAUUGGGCUGCAAAUAUUGAGCUUUGUGACCUUAUCAACAUGGACCCAGGGCAAGCAAAGGAUGCCCUUAAGGUUCUUAAGAAGCGCUUAGGGAGUAAAAAUCCCAAAAUACAGCUCCUUGCCCUCUUUGUUCUAGAGACUCUAAGCAAAAAUUGUGGAGAGCAUGUUCAUUUGCAGAUUGUUGAACGUGACAUCUUGCGUGAAAUGGUGAAAAUAGUAAAGAAGAAGCCAGACCUAAAUGUAAGAGAAAAGAUAUUGAUUCUCAUUGAUACUUGGCAAGAUGCUUUUGGAGGAGCAGGUGGGAGAUACCCACAGUACUAUGCUGCAUAUCAAGAAUUAAGGGCUGCAAAAGUAGAAUUUCCACCCCGUAGAGAACACAGUGCACCUCUGUUUACACCUCCUCAGUCUCAUCCAAUUGUGCCUCAAUCUGUUGACUUAUCAUAUGAGGAUGCAGCUUUAGAAGCUUCUCUUCAAAGUGAUGCUUCUGUUUUCAGUUCACAGGAAAUGCAAAAUGCUCGAGGCAUAGGAGACGUGCUAACAGAGAUGCUCAGUGCAAUAGAUCCUCAUAAUCCACAGAGUGUAAAGGAUGAAGUUAUUGUUGACCUAGUUGAACAAUGUCGUUCUUAUCAAACACGUGUCAUGGCACUCAUGAAUAGUACUGGCGAUGAGGAACUAUUAUUUCAGGGCCUGGCACUAAACGAUGACUUACAGCGUGUGCUUCAGCAGUAUGAUGACAUAGUGAAAGGGAAUACUAGUGCUGUGAAGAAUGCUCCUGCGGCUGCUGUACCCUCAGCUGCUUCUUUAAUUGACCUUAAUCAUGAAGACGACGAGUUUGAAGAUGAUGAGUUAUCUCAGCUAUCUCGUAGAACUGCAAGAGAUAACGGAACUGCACAAGGUAAGAAGCCUUCUAUUGCCAAUAAUGAGCAGAUGCACAUGAGUCCGUUUCUUCCUUCACCCCCAUCAGUAAAAAAUUCAGUCAAUACCGAGGUGCCCUCAUUCGACUACUUAAGUGGAGAUUUCUACAACGGAAAAAGAACAUCAAGUAUCCCCGCGAACUCGGCUUCACCCUCUUAUGAUGAGCCCAAAUAUGUUGAGCCUGAAUACGUUGAGCCCGAAUAUGUUGAACCCAAAUAUGUUGAGCCCAAAUAUGAUAAGCCCAUUCCAGGAUCGAAGAUCUCAAAGGCCCCUACAGAAGCUCAGUCAUCUAGUACUUUCUUGCCACCACCUCCAGCAAAAUAUAACCAAAGGCAGCAAUAUUUUGAGAAGCAACAGACUUCUUCAGGUGGAAACUCUUACAAUGGUUUAGUGGGACAAACACAGAACUUAUCUCUUAACGAAGCUAAAACCAACAUUCUUGAAGCACAAGGUGCCCUUCUCAUGGACGAUCAGGAUGAGUCGCCAGUGGCCAAGGUAAAUAAACCUGAGGACAGUCUUUUCAAGGACUUGGUAGAUUUUGCAAAGGCCAAGUCUUCGUCUCCAUCGAAACCUGCAGGAAGUCGGAGAACACGAUGAGUAGUUUAGUUUAUCUCGGAUACUGCCUACUGUUAUUUAUAGUUUGUUUCAGAUUUGGUUCUUAUGAGUUGUAUAUGAUCCUUAGGGAAGUACUGGUUUGGUGCAUGUUGUGAAAACAAGUUGCUCCCUGUUGUGAUUCAUGGAUGUACAUCAUCUCUUGUGAAAGGUUAACUAAGUUAGUCCUUCCUUUUAAUUAAUUAAUUUAGUCCUUCCUUUGAAUA
This is a messenger RNA of Asparagus officinalis (garden asparagus), 1950 nucleotides long. Its product is annotated as TOM1-like protein 2. Gene Ontology annotation, biological process: protein transport to vacuole involved in ubiquitin-dependent protein catabolic process via the multivesicular body sorting pathway. Lineage: Eukaryota; Viridiplantae; Streptophyta; Magnoliopsida; Asparagales; Asparagaceae. The transcript has 10 exons. Bases 155 to 1729 code for a protein of 524 amino acids. The record is from RefSeq and is a predicted model, not a curated record. Gene Ontology annotation, molecular function: phosphatidylinositol binding; ubiquitin binding.